Molecule: messenger RNA, 1917 nt
Organism: Abrus precatorius (Indian licorice)
Lineage: Eukaryota; Viridiplantae; Streptophyta; Magnoliopsida; Fabales; Fabaceae
Product: heat shock cognate 70 kDa protein-like
Exons: 3
Coding region: 1-1917 (638 amino acids)
Biological process (GO): cellular response to unfolded protein; protein refolding
Cellular component (GO): cytoplasm
Molecular function (GO): ATP-dependent protein folding chaperone; heat shock protein binding; ATP hydrolysis activity
Source: RefSeq, a predicted model, not a curated record
AUGCAUACAGUUGCAAUUGGAAGAGAAUGGCCAAAAAAAUAUGAGGGACAUGCAGUAGGAAUUGAUCUUGGCACUACUUAUUCAUGUGUGGCAAUAUGGCAGGAUCAAAAUAACAGAGCUGAAAUCGUACACAACGAACAAGGAAACAGAACAACACCUUCUUCUGUUGCUUUCACGAGUACUCAUAGGCUCAUUGGGGAUGCUGCAAAAAAUCAAGCUGCUUCUAACCCUUCCAACACUGUCUUUGAUGCAAAGAGGUUGAUCGGAAGGAAAUACAGUGAUCCCGUCAUUCAGAAUGACGUGAAGCUGUGGCCAUUCAAUGUGAUUGCUGGCAAAGAUGACAAACCCAUGAUUGUUGUUAAGUACAAGGGUGAGGAAAAGGAACUUGCUGCUGAGGAAAUCUCAGCUAUGAUUCUCUCAAAGAUGCGUGAGAUUGCUGAGGCAUUUUUGGGUUCACCUGUGAAGAAUGCAGUUGUUACUGUGCCUGCUUAUUUCAAUGACUCUCAACGUAAAGCUACCAAAGAUGCUGGUGCCAUUGCUGGCCUCAAUGUUAUGCGGAUAAUCAAUGAACCCACUGCUGCAGCUCUUGCUUAUGGCCUUCAAAAGAAAGGAAGUUUUGUUGUAAAGAGAAAUGUUUUUAUCUUUGAUCUUGGUGGUGGCACUUUUGAUGUGUCUCUUCUCACAAUUAAGAAUGAGACUUUUGAAGUUAAGGCCACCGCAGGAGACACUCAUCUUGGAGGAGAGGACUUUGAUAACCGAAUGGUGAACCAUUUUGUGCAAGAGUUCAGGACAAAGAACAAAGUUGACAUUAGUGGGAACCCAAGAGCCCUGAGGAGGUUGAGAACUGCAUGUGAGAAGGCAAAAAGGACACUUUCAUUUGAUACUGAGACCACGAUUGAUGUAGAUUCUAUAAGUGUUGGUCUUGAUCUAUGUUUCCCACUCUCUCGUGCAAGGUUUGAGGAGCUAAACAUGGACCUAUUUAGAAAGUGCAUGGACACUGUUGAGAAGUGUCUUAAUGAUGCCGAGAUGGACAAGAGUGAGGUACAUGAAGUAGUACUUGUUGGUGGUUCGUCCAGGAUUCCCAAAGUGCAAAAACUAUUGCAAGAUUUCUUUAGUGGGAAGGAUCUUUGCAAAGGUAUAAACCCUGAUGAGGCUGUUGCUUAUGGGGCUGCUGUGCAGGCUGCUAUGUUGGGUGAAGGCAUUAAUCUUCUUCACAAUUUAGUGCUAAUGGAUGUUACCCCGCUUUCACUGGGUAUAUCGACAAAAGGAGAUCUCAUGAGUGUAGUAAUACCUAGGAAUACUACCAUUCCUACUAAGAAGAAAGAAGUAUAUUUAACAGCUGCAGAUUUUCAAUCUGGAGUGUCUAUCAGUGUUUAUGAGGGUGAGAGGACAAGAGCAAGUGAUAAUAACUUGCUGGGUUUGUUUAAUCUUUCAGUUUCUCUUGCUCCUCGAGGUCUUCCACUAAAGGUAAGUUUUUCUAUAGAUGCCAAUAGUAUAUUAAACGUCUCUGCUAAGGAAGAAACAUCAGGGAAUAAGAAAGAUAUUACUAUAAAGAAUGAAAGAGGAAGAUUGUCAGCGGAAGAAAUUGAGAGAAUGAUUGAAGAAGCUGAGACUUACAAGGUUAACGAUAUGAAGUACAUAAAGAAGGUUAAGGCAAUGAAUAAUUUGGAUGAUUACCUUUACUAUAUGAAUAAAGUUAUGAAUGAUAAGUUUUUGAGUUCUGUACUUUCCCCACUAGACAAGAUGAAGAUCAAAGCUGGAAUUAAAAAGGGCCAAAAUUUGAUUGGUGACAAAGAUCAGGUUGAAACAUUUGAGUUUGUGAACUAUUUGAGCCAGCUCGAGAGUGCGUUUGAUUCAAUUCUGGGCAAGAACAAUACUAGUUGGAUCUAUGAUGAAAGUGAUGAGGAUUAUUACUAA